This is a messenger RNA of Effrenium voratum, 1077 nucleotides long. NCBI's taxonomy places the organism in Eukaryota, Dinophyceae, Suessiales, Symbiodiniaceae. The record is from the annotation of a GenBank genome assembly.
AUGUCACAGCGGCAAGCCGUGAGAUUGAAAUGUAAAAACUUCACUUCUUGCACGCGUUGCACGCGUUGCAUGCGUGCUUUCUCGUCGGUGACUUCGUGCCGCGUGACUAUGCGUGGCUCACUGCCCGAGGGAAGGAGCUGGCCGGACGUGCCGAGCGCGAAGAAGAUGGCCACCAUCGUUGCCCUUGGGGGCGGGGCGCGCGGGGGGCGGCGGGGCGAAUGCUUGCUGAGCCUCUUGCGGCUGGUGAGGAUGGCCGGGGUAUGCCUGGACCCCAUGGAUCUUACCUCCAGCUUGGGGUACAUGAGCUGGCCCCAGAUGGUCUCCCGCUUGCUGUCAAUCACCGACUCGGAGCCCUCAAACCGCCUGGUGCUGGUUGGAUGGAGUGCGGGUGCCUGUUGCGCUCGGCACUGCACGGCGCACUUGGAGGCCAUGGGCGUCUCGGUGAAGGGGGUGGUGGACUUGGACUGCCGGGUGCCCUUGCCACGUGCUCUCAGCGACUCAUGCGACGCAUGCGGCGGCGAAUGGAGCUCCUGCGGCCGGCUCCAGUGGCGGUUCCUGGCGCAGGAAGCGGCCAGGAUGAUCCGUCAGCUUGAGUGCCACACCACCCUGACGGCCGCUGUGAGCCCCGCCUGCGUGUGCGGCCGGGACCCUUCGCGGAUCUUCGGCUCGGACGCGGAGGUGGCACCGCGGGCAGGUUUGGGAGCGGCCGGCGGCGCGACCAGGCGGGUGCUGGACGGCAGCCACUUCGACCUCGGCCUGGGCCACGCCUGGGACAUCGCCGAGGUCCUAGCGAAGCUCCUCGAGGCACCAGCACCGGAGCACGUGCGCGGAACCAAGGCUCCCAGGGAGCUGAACGGCUUCAGCCGCUCGAACGCGGCUCCUUCCAACGGCUCCAGGUUGGAGCCCCAAAAACUCCAGGGCAACGGAUCGCUUCGCCCGCCCAAGAAACCCGGCCGGCGCAGACUGAGACGGAAAGUGAACAGCUUGAGGUGCGAGGAUUCCCAUAAGAAGAUCCCAGCGGGAAAGCAAUUGUGGCCUGGACGCAGCACAUUGUGCGGACGUCCAAACCCCAUUUGA